UAAAAUCCUUUUUUUCAUAUACUUUAUUUCAAGUAUUUUUAUAUGAAUCAAACAUCAUUAUGGUAAAGUUAACAGAGGAAAUGGUCGUGGCUCGGACACGAAUGUCCGAUUUUUCUGCAGUAAAGAAACUUAACUGUUGGGGUACAGAAUUGACUGAUGUAAGCAUUUUAAGGAAAAUGAAAAAUGUAGAAGUAUUGUCAUUAAGUGUUAACCAUAUCAACACCCUUGCUGAUUUUCAAUACUGCUUAAGUCUUCAAGAAUUAUUUGUUAGAAAUAAUAAUAUUGAAGAUUUAAAUGAAGUUUGUUAUCUUCAAGCUUUGCCAAAUUUAAGAAAUUUAUGGCUUGGUGAAAAUCCUUGUGCUGAAAAAGAAGGUUAUCGAUUAGCAGUUUUAAGAGCUUUACCAAAUCUACAAAAGCUUGAUGAUGAAAUAGUAUCACCUGAGGAAGUGCAAACUGCAUUGACAAGAGGUCGUGUUUUAAUUCAUCCACUUGACAUGUAUGCUUCCCCGCCACAAUCAGAUGCAGUAAGUCCAGAGGAUAUUACUACUGAGUAUAUUGAAGAAACUGAAGUCAUUGAACAUCGAAGAUAUAGUUCCUCAAGUGAUCAGAGAAGUUUUGAAGAAACACAGCAUACUCAAGAAGAGUAUCAUGAUCCAGAUCAUCGAAAUGCAAAUUAUAAUGCAUCACCAUCUCAUCAUUAUUCACAAAAUAAUCAAUAUACAUAUGAGCAACAGAAUGGACAGUCAAAGAAUCAAAGCAAAGAUGACACUAUACGUACAGAGUCGCGCAACGUCAGUGAAAACGUGGCCACUAACACUAUUGAAAUGAUCAAGGAAUAUGAUGAUCGACCAGCAAUUUCCAGACAUAAUGGAGAUUACGAUGACAGAAGAUCUUAUGCGGAAUAUAGUAAUAAUGAUACGUCGCAACGAACAUACGCACAAACAUCUCCAAGAACACAAUACUCCACAAAUGAAAUUAUAGAUGAAAGACGAACAGAAAGAAAUAAUUAUGAUUAUGACAAUAGACUGAAAUCUGAAUACAAAGAACAUCAUGAUCCUAGAAUAAAAUCAGAUUAUGAAGAGCAACAUCAACCAUCAUCUCAACAUAGACGAAUGCCGGUUCAUCAUAAUAUAGAGAGAGAAGAUUCGAACCAAGUACCUGGAUGGGUCAGACAUUCAGAGAAAGAAAAGUGUAGAUCACAAUUCCAUUAUCACAGAAGACCUGUUACAAGAAACUCCAACAUUUUAUCAGCUGUAUUAUGUCUAGUUAAAGAACUUGACUAUCCGAGCCUGGAAGUUGUGGAAAUGGCCGUUAGAAAUCGAAUGGAUGAAUUAGAAGAAUGAUGUUUCUGACGCCGUCCUCAAAAUACUCAGGGGACGGUUUUCUCUCAUAUGGGUAGUGUUUCUUCAAUUUCAAGUCCUGAAUUUUCGGAUUCUCUUGAUAGUAUGGUACCUUGUCAGUGUAUUGAUAACGAUGCAAACUGUAAUCUUGAUCAACAUAUAUAUGAUCGACAUUCGAUCGAUGACAACGCCGAUAAACGUCAAAUUCGUCGCAAUGGUCACACAGAAAUUUGUUCGAUGCGAAGCCCUAAAAAUGCAUCUGUUCAUCCGAAUUCAAAAUAUUUUGGAAAUAAUCAGAAUGCAUAUAAGCUUAGGGACUCUGUACCAGAUAAUCUAAUGUCGGUAGUUGGUAACUGCGAAGAAAAAAAAGCAAAU
This is a messenger RNA of Frieseomelitta varia, 1715 nucleotides long. RefSeq names its product cilia- and flagella-associated protein 410. Gene Ontology annotation, molecular function: protein binding. The coding region runs from base 60 to 1343 and encodes 427 amino acids. Gene Ontology annotation, biological process: cytoskeleton organization. NCBI's taxonomy places the organism in Eukaryota, Metazoa, Arthropoda, Insecta, Hymenoptera, Apidae. The record is from RefSeq and is a predicted model, not a curated record. The transcript has 10 exons.